Messenger RNA from Neoarthrinium moseri, 963 nucleotides. RefSeq lists its product as uncharacterized. The transcript has 2 exons. Bases 1 to 963 code for a protein of 320 amino acids. The record is from RefSeq and is a predicted model, not a curated record. Lineage: Eukaryota; Fungi; Ascomycota; Sordariomycetes; Amphisphaeriales; Apiosporaceae. Gene Ontology annotation, molecular function: feruloyl esterase activity.
AUGGCUGCCUUACUUGGCUUCCUGGGUUUAUUUGGCUCAACCUACGCCGCCGGCGGCUUGGGCGGACGGGCAAGCGUAUGCGGCUCAGUACCGCCCUUUGCACCCGGUUCAUUCAACAUCGACGUGAUAAACGCUUCUGGUAUCGAACGGGAGUAUGGGGUCUGGGUUCCCAAAAACUACCAGCAAAACGUCUCGACGAAGCUCAUCUUCUCGUACCACGGUGCUGGUGGCACAAUUGCAAGACAGCGGGCACUAGACGGACUUACAGAGCCUGCAUUCAACACAGAUCAUAUCGUCAUAUAUCUCCAGGGGUUAGAGAAUGACGAUGGCAAAACGACAUGGGAAGGCGCACCUCAAGCAAAAUUUGAUGACCUUGGAUUCACCAGUGACCUCUUGAAUCGUAUUGAGGGCGAGUUCUGCAUCGAUGAGAGACAUAUUUAUGCAACUGGAAAAUCACAGGGCGGCGGUUUCGUUGGCCGUCUAGCAUGCGAUCCUAACCUAUCCAAGCGCUUCGCUGCCUUUGCUCCCGUGUCGGGGGCGUACUACAAUGCGAGCAUCACUAAGCGUGCUGAAUGCCAUCCACAAACCAUGCCCAUCCUCUGUGACCCUGGCCGUAAAGAUAUUCCUAUCUUAGCGUUCCAUGGCGGAGCCGACGACACCGUCAGCUACUUCGGAGGCUACCGCAAGAAAGCGUGUCUGCCUGACAUCAGGUAUUGGAUCGGGCAAUGGUCAGAACGGGAGGGUCUUGGCGAGACAGCAGUGAAUAAUUUGAUUGCAGGCACAAACGGUGGUAUUAACAUAACCUACGGAGGUGGUCUGGUCAAACUGGUCUUUGACGGAUGGAACAUUCCCCAUGAUUGGCCUGCGACGUUUGAAAACUCAGAUAACGGCGGCCAGAACUUGACAUCGUUCAAUGCCACUACUUGGAUCAUGGAAUUUUUUGGUGCACAUGCACUGGGAUAA